AUGUCUAAGAGCGUCGAAUUCAACGUCUUCCAUGGCUCGGAGUCGGGUGAGAUCAUCCCUCAAACCUCGCGAUGUACUCUAGGUCCAUUCGACGCUUUCGUCGAGAUCACUCAUGCCGGUCUUUGCGGAACAGACCGACACUUCAAGAACAAAGAUAUAGCAUUAGGUCAUGAAGGCGCCGGUAUUGUCCGUCAGAUUGGGGGCUCGGUAACUUCACUGCAGCCCGGGGACAGAGUGGGCUUUGGGUGGAUUCAGAAGGUCUGCGGGCACUGCGACUACUGUGUCAGUGACAAGGACCAAUACUGCGAUGAGCGCGAGCAAUACGGUACACAUAGCUUUGAAAUCGGUUCUUUCGCCAGUCAUGCCGUUUGGCAUGAGAGCAUGUUAAUCAAACUACCGGACGGGCUGGAACCUGAAUAUGCUGCUCCGUUGAUGUGCGGGGGUGCAACUGUCUGGGGCGCUCUAACAACGUACGACCUGAAGCCUGGUGAUCGCGUUGCUAUUUCAGGAAUUGGUGGUCUGGGACAUAUGGCCAUUCAGUUCGCAUCAGCUCUCGGAUGUGACGUUGUGGCAUUGUCAAGUAAUCCCGCGAAGAAAGAUGAGGCCAUGCAGCUGGGCGCGAAGGAGUUCCACGUAACGAAAGGAGACAUCCCAGAGUACCCGAUCAAAAAGGUCAACCAUUUGUUCUGGUGCGGUAGUUCUUGGCCUGAUUAUUCAAAGUCAGUGGAUCUCCUUUAUACAUACAGAGUGCAAAAAUCACCUGUCCCUAUCCUCACGCUAGUUGCCAAUGGGAUCAAGAUCCAAGGCUCCGCUGUCGCAUCUCGACUCGCAAUCCGCAAGAUGCUUAGAUUUGUCGUGCUGCAUGGAAUGCGCCCCAUCAUCGUGAAGUUUCCCUUGAAUAAAGGGGGCAUUGAGGCCGCGUUCAAGACUCUCGAAGAAGGCCGAAUGCGCUAUCGGGGCGUUUUGGUUUCUGAGCAAAAAUUGACUGGCAAGCCAGUCGUUGAGAAGAGAUAG
Molecule: messenger RNA, 1014 nt
Organism: Paecilomyces variotii
Lineage: Eukaryota; Fungi; Ascomycota; Eurotiomycetes; Eurotiales; Thermoascaceae
Product: putative alcohol dehydrogenase
Exons: 3
Coding region: 1-1014 (337 amino acids)
Biological process (GO): alcohol metabolic process
Molecular function (GO): alcohol dehydrogenase (NADP+) activity; zinc ion binding
Source: RefSeq, a predicted model, not a curated record